This is a messenger RNA of Folsomia candida, 2498 nucleotides long. RefSeq names its product spermine synthase. Bases 373 to 1548 code for a protein of 391 amino acids. Lineage: Eukaryota; Metazoa; Arthropoda; Collembola; Entomobryomorpha; Isotomidae. The transcript has 4 exons. The record is from RefSeq and is a predicted model, not a curated record. Gene Ontology annotation, molecular function: spermine synthase activity. Gene Ontology annotation, biological process: spermine biosynthetic process.
ACUUCUCUAGACAAGUAAGGAUCCAGCAUCAGCUCUUUCUUAUUAAUCAGCAUCAGCAUCGUUACAUAUUCGCCAUCAUACGAGUCCCUAUUCUUACUUGUACUUUUCUACUCGUCCACUAACGUAGCCAGCCAAACUUGUCGUAAUUGUCAUUACAAUUCCACCAUCUUCCAGGAUAAGACGAUCGACCAAGCCUCCAAUUCAAUCAUUUUCAUCGCUCGAGAAGAGACCGCAAGCAGCUAUUGACUGACUCACACAUCUCAAAUCUCAACUUCUUCAUCAAUUCGUCAAGUGUCAAGUUCACUCGUCAAGUGUCAAGAUUGUCUCGCUCUUUCUCUCAUCCACAACUUUGUUGCUGAAAAAUACGUCACAAUGAGCACUUUUCUCAAGAAUAAUUACAUCGGCUCCAUCCUUCUGGACUUUCCAGUCCAACCAAGGUUCUGCGAUGAAGCUUCCGCGGACGACUUGUCGGAGACUAUUGCAAAGAUUUUGGAAACUAAAUUCGGACCUUUUUUGAAACUUUUCUCCGGCUCGGUCCAACCAGCCAAGCCAACUCUGGGUUGGAUUACUCUACUUUCCGGUGAGAAGGGUGUAACUGCGGUCAUCCGAACCUUUCCGACCCGUUCCGUCGUCACCGUGACGGUCGACUAUGACCUCAAAAUCUACGAAGGUACUCCACCCGUGACCUUCAAUGACAUUUCCGACCUGGAAGCCGAAUUGGCCAAAGCUUUCCAAAGCUUCAAGAAAACUUCUCCCAUUCCACAAAUCAAGCGAGCUCUCGAUUUUGACACCUACUUUACCACUUCGGACUCUCGCCUGCUUGAGUAUGACGUCCAGGAGAUGGUCUUUGAUGCUCGGAGUGAAUUCCAGCACGUCCAAAUUGCUCGAUCUAUCAAUUACGGAAAUGUCCUUAUUCUGGACGGACUGGUCAAUCUGGCCGAGGCUGACCUCGCCUACACUGAGGCCAUCAUGAAACGGGGUGAGGUGGACUACACUGGGAAAGACGUGCUCAUUCUGGGUGGCGGAGACGGGGCUUUGCUGUACGAGCUACGAAAAGAGAACGCCAAGUCGAUCACAAUGAUCGAGAUUGACGAAAUGGUCAUGAGCGCGUGCAAGGUACACUUGCGACUCGCUUGUGGAGACACGCUGGACAAUUACAAGCACGAGAACUACGAGAUCAUCGUGGGAGACUGUAUCCCAUUCAUGGUCAAGUGUAAAGAGGAGGGCAAACUGUUUGACCACGUUUUUGGGGACUUGACCGACAUUCCGAUUUCGACCAAUCCAAUUGGAGAAAUUUGGAACUUUUUUAGGACGACUUUGCAACUCUCGUUCUCGAUCUUGAAGGAGGGUGGGACUUACUUCACCCAUGCCAAUGGGGUCACUGCUGAGGAGAACUUGAAAAUGUUUGAGAGCACGAUUAAGGACACCUUAAUGGGGUUUCCGGUGGAGUUGACGCAAUCGACUGCUUUUGUCCCCUCGUUCAAGGAAAAGUGGGUCUUUUACGAGGUGAAGAGAGCAAUUGCUGGAAACAAUGGUCCCCAAGAAUGAUGAAAAUUUUGAUUUUGAUGAUUAUGUCCAUGAAAUGAAAAAUCUACAUGCUUGACUAACUGUAUUAAUCACUUGCACUUUACCACUUUCUUACAUCUAUUUUUUAACCUAAACUCAAAGCAAUAGAUUUUUGAAUAAUGAGCUUUGCUUUAAUACCAAAUCUAAGACAUGUGAACUUAUUGACUGAAACGUAUUCUUUAACAGUAAUUUUUCAACGCUUUGUUGCGACUAUUAAUGAUUUUAUACCUUGUGACAUUUGUACCAUUUACACUCGUACAUAUUUAUUAUCCAACUUUAGCUUCAUAUUAAAACCUAACCUACGAUUGCUCUUGCUGAAUCUUUUUCAUUUUUCUCUGUCUCAAAUAAAAUAUCACCCCCAUCAAUAAUAAUUGAAAUCUUAUUUAUGUAGUUGCUUCAAAAAAUUGAAAAAAAUUCAUAAUGUUAUCAAUUGAUGCCAAUUCGUAAUAAAUAAAGCUUUUAGCCCUUUAUCCAAAAAUAAAGUAAGAGUAAUGCAUUAGUUCAUUAAUAUCUGCGUUUAUUAAACGAUUUCAUUUAAUUGAAUCUGACUUAUAUGAGAAGACAGGUUAUAAUUAAUAAUGGUAGCCGCGCUUUAUCGUGAGUACAAAUACUUUCAUACGAAAAAAUAUUGAAAUUUUUCUUAAUUAAAAUAAAUUAAAAAGAAAAAUAAAACGAACGACAAAUGAGGCCCUUCUUAUGGCAGAUACAUCAGAGUAAAAAUAAGAUAAGAAGAGAUAUAACAUCAUUUACUUAAUUGCUAUGUAAUAUUCAGUUCAAAAAUCAGUUUGAGAAGAUUCAAUAUCGGCAAUCGAUUUAAUUAUUUAUCACUUGGCUGAAUGCACACACUCACGUCAUCCAUCUGAAAUCCUUAUAGAAUAAUUAUGUAGUAUUAAAAGCUGAAUGUAAAUAUAUCUGUAUAUAGAAUUAAAUAU